UUUGACCAUAAUGGCUCAUAACGAAGUACGUUGGCUUAUCGUGGUGCUCACAUUGGCAUAUGUCGUGGCGGUGGCACUGUCGGUCGGCGACGGCAGUGAUCGUGACGCUGAAGUCCUUCUCAAGUUCAAGAGUUCCUUGUCGUCUAAAGACCCCGCCGCGCUAAACAACUGGAACAAAUCGAUCGAUCUGUGCAGGGAAAAGGGGAGUAAUAAUUGGGCUGGCUUGAUAUGUAAUAAAGGUGUCUUUUCCGGACUACGGCUCGAGAACAUGAGUCUUACGGGCAUCAUCGACGUAGACUCGCUGGCGGAAUUACCAACUUUGCGGAGCUUAAGCUUUAUGAACAACAGCUUCGACGGCCCCAUGCCUAAAGUAAGCAAACUUGGUGCAUUGAAGAAUUUGUAUUUGUCUCUCAACAGAUUCUCGGGUGAAAUUCCGGAUGAUGCUUUUGAAGGCAUGCGUUCUCUGAGAAGAGUUCAUUUGGCACGAAACGCAUUCAGGGGUAAAAUUCCGGAGUCCCUCGCUGCACUGCCUAGGCUUGAGGAGCUGAGCCUCGAGGGCAACCGAUUUGAGGGAAAGAUACCGGAUUUUCGACCAGACGAAUGGAGAGUGUUCAAUCUAGCAGACAACCAGCUUAAGGGUCACAUACCAAAAGGUUUAAGCCAGAUGAAUUCGAGUUCCUUUGUGGGGAAUAAAGACCUAUGCGGACAGCCUCUGGGCCCAUGCAAGGCCUCUAAGAACCACUACAUCGUAAUAAUCAUCGUCUUAGCUAUCGCAGUGGUCGCAUUAGCCACCUUAGGUGCAUUUUCCUUCAUACGUAGCCGUCGAGCCCAAACAUCCCAAUAUGGAAAGGCCCAAGCCUACAAGAACUUUGGUGCCUACGAUGUCGGCCGGAAAGAAGCCGAAUCAGCCGAGCUCCCUGCUGAUCAGGACAAAAAGGGUGAACUAGGAAAGUUGUUCUUUGUGAGAAACGACAGAGACAGAGAGAGGUUUGAUUUACAGGAUCUACUUACAGCCCCUGCUGAAGUGUUGGGGAGUGGAAGUUUUGGGUGUGCUUACAAGGCUGUUCUUUUAAGUGGACCUGCAAUGGUUGUAAAGAGGUUUAGGCAAAUGAACAAGAUGGGAAAGGAAGAGUUUCAUGCGCACAUGACAAGGCUUGGAAGUCUCUCACAUCCUAAUGUGCUUCCGCCUGUGGCCUUCCACUAUUCCAAGGAAGAGAAGCUCUUGAUUUCCGACUUUGUCGAAAACGGCAGCCUCGCUAGUCAUCUCCAUGCAGAAAUACGUGCUCCAGGGCAGCUAAGGCUUGACUGGCUAACUCGCCUAAGGAUCAUCAAAGGAGUAGCCAGGGGCUUAGCUUACCUCCACAAAGAAUUCCCUGCCCCGAUUAGCCUACCCCACGGUCACCUAAAAUCAUCCAAUGUGCUGUUAGACUGCACGUUCAGGCCCCUCCUCUCCGAAUUUGCUCUUGUCCCAGUGAUCAGCAAAGAGUACGCACAACAGUACAUGGCUGCCUACAAGUCUCCAGAGUUCACACAACUUGACCGUGAAGAUAGAAAGACCGACGUGUGGUGCCUAGGGAUACUCAUCCUUGAAGUGUUGACGGGAAAAUUUCCUGCAAACUAUCAAAAACAUGGUAAGGGAGAGAACAAGGAUUUGGCAAUGUGGGUGAACUCGGUUGUCAGGGAAGAGUGGACUGGUGAGGUGUUUGAUGUUGACAUGAAAGGAACCAAAAACUGCGAGGAAGAAAUGCUAAAGCUGUUGAAGAUUGGAAUGUGUUGUUGUGAAUGGAACGUUGUGAGGAGGUGGGAGUUGAGGGAAGCUCUCGAGAAGAUAGAAGAGUUGAAGGAGAGGGACAGUGAGGAUGACUGCAAUUCUUCCUAUGGCAGUGAAGGAGAUAUGUACUCUUCUAGAGCGAUGACUGAGGAAGACUUCUACUUUCUCACUUAAGUAUAUUAUUGUCGAUGAGUUAAGGCCGUACGUGAGCAUUGAAGUUUGUUUGGAGAAUCUGAUCAUUAUUUUUCCAUUAACUAUUAUGUCCCACAAUUUUAAUUUUUUUGUAAUAUAUCUCCAA
Messenger RNA from Juglans regia (Persian walnut), 2069 nucleotides. Its product is annotated as probable LRR receptor-like serine/threonine-protein kinase At4g31250. Gene Ontology annotation, biological process: protein phosphorylation. Gene Ontology annotation, molecular function: protein binding; protein kinase activity; ATP binding. The record is from RefSeq and is a predicted model, not a curated record. The coding region runs from base 11 to 1945 and encodes 644 amino acids. The transcript is spliced from 3 exons. Lineage: Eukaryota; Viridiplantae; Streptophyta; Magnoliopsida; Fagales; Juglandaceae.